UCACCAUACAUGUAAAAAGGCCUUUCCUCCCUCAUCAACUCUUAACUAAGAGGAGGGCAUACAGUAUGUCGCUGUGCUGACAGUUACAGGGACUCUACUUUGUACUCUAGGAUUUUCUUUUCAUUGACACCAGUUACCUGGGUUUUACCUCCUGAAUUGAAAAGAAUCACUUAUGGAAUUUACCAACUCUCAUUUUGUAGUUUUCUUUGGUUUAUAGUAAGUCACAGAAAUUUCAGAUUUUGUAAGUGCUUAUUUUAUAAGUGCUCCUGGAAGGCUCGCUGUCUUGGGUACGUCUCGGUGCUCAGGAUGUUUGGUUCAUCUGGAUCUUCCCUGGAGGGAACGUAACUCCCACACACCUUGGUCCUUAAUUGUGCCAGACCUCCUCAAGGCCCUGUACCUUUGGUUUUCCGUCUUCUACCACACUUGCACUUGUUUUUCAGUAAUUCAGUGUCAUAAAUAUCAUUCCGGCCCCGUGUCCUGAGUUCUUGAUGGAAAGUGUUAUUGACAGAUGCUCCUCCACGAGGUUAGUUUCCCUCCACUGCAGUCGGGCCCAGUGGACAAAUUAUAAAAGUGAUUUUGUUUCUUGUUUUGUGCUUCAGUUCCUUAAUCUAUGAGUAAACCAUUUUAGGGGUUGGGAAAAUAUAAUGGAAAUUCAAACUAGUACUUGCACUGCCUGUGUUUCUGGCUAAUCAGUCAGAUGGCUGUACAGACUGGGUACCUUGAUACAAACCACUCAGUGUCCACAGGGAACAGUGUUGCUGGAAGGGAGUGGGUAUAAGAACAGCCAGCAGCUCAGACUUCCAGUAUCUGCUGCCCCCAGAGCAGAGCAGGGCUGGGGCAAUUCACCUUCUCCAGGCCUCUGCUCUGCAGUAUCAGUCAAGAACAUGGGCUUUGGAGCCAGGCUAUGUGGGUUCAAAUUCUGGCUGUGCCCCUUACUCAUCUUGAGCAAGUUUCUUAACCUCCCUGCCUACAUGUCUUCAUUUCUAAUAGAACCCACCUCAGAUCAGACUAUUGUGUAUUAAUCCCAGUAGAGCAGCUAGAUCAUUGCUCUACUGGCAAGUGAUGAGUACUUGAGACAGCGUAGCUACCUACUUUAUCUCCUGUAGUUAUAUUGGGACAUAGCCACAGUUCUCACAAGAGUGCCUGGUGUAUAAUAUUCAAUUGGCAUGUUUUUUUUUGUCUUCUAAAAUGCUCAGAGUAGCAGCACUCAACACAAGUUGUAUUAAGAGGCAAAUCAAAGAGGUACCUUGGCCAGUUAACCCUGGAAGAUGACCGUGAUUUUUUAAAGGGCGCUGUCCAUGAUUGGCCUGGCCCUGAUAGCUCUCGGCACUGGAGGAAUAAAGCCCUGUGUGUCUGCAUUUGGUGGAGACCAGUUUGAAGAGGGCCAGGAAAAACAAAGAAACAGAUUUUUUUCCAUCUUUUAUUUGUCCAUUAAUGCUGGAAGUUUGAUUUCUACUAUCGUCACUCCCAUGCUCAGAGUUCAAGAAUGUGGAAUUCAUAGUAAACAAGCUUGUUACCCACUGGCGUUUGGGGUUCCUGCUGCUCUCAUGGCUGUAGCUCUGAUUGUGUUUGUCAUUGGAAGUGGAAUGUACAAGAAGUUCCAGCCCCAGGGUAACAUCAUGGCCAAAGUUGCCAAUUGCAUUGGUUUUGCCAUCAAAAAUAGAUUUAAGCAUCGGAGUAAGGCAUUUCCCAAGAGGGAACACUGGCUGGACUGGGCUAAAGAGAAAUACGAUGAGCGGCUUAUCUCUCAAAUUAAGAUGGUUACCAGGGUGAUGUUCCUGUAUAUUCCACUCCCAAUGUUCUGGGCCUUGUUUGAUCAGCAGGGCUCCAGAUGGACACUGCAAGCAACAGCGAUGAAUGGGAAAAUAGGACUUAUGGACCUUCAGCCAGAUCAGAUGCAGACCGUGAACGCUAUCCUGAUUGUGAUCAUGGUCCCCAUUGUGGAUGCCGUGGUGUACCCUCUGAUUGCAAAGUGUGGCUUCAAUUUCACCUCCCUGAAGAAGAUGACAGUCGGCAUGUUCCUGGCUUCCAUGGCGUUUGUGGUGGCUGCAGUCGUGCAGGUGGAAAUUGAUAAAACUCUUCCAGUCUUCCCCAAAGGAAAUGAAGUCCAAGUUAAAGUGUUGAAUAUAGGAGAUAGUAUCAUGGAUGUAUCUCUUCCUGGAGAGAUGGUGACCCUCGGACAGAUGUCUCAAACUGAUAAAUUUAUGACUUUUGAUAUAGACAAACUGACAAGUAUAAAUAUUUCUUCUCCGGGAUCACCAGUCACUCCUGUCACUCAUAAUUUUGAGGCGGGCCAUCGCCAUACCCUUUUCGUGUGGGCUCCCAACCAUUACCAGGUGGUGAAGGAUGGCCUGAACCAGAAGCCAGAAAAAGGAGAAAAUGGAAUCAGAUUUGUAAAUAUUUUUGAUGAGAGCUUCAACAUCACAAUGAAUGAGAAGGCUUAUAUAAAUGUCACCAGUCACAAUGCCAGCGAAUACCAGUUUUUUCCCUCCGGAGAAAAAAACUUCACAAUAAGUGCAACACAACCGAUUACAAAGCCAUGUAAAAAUACUUUCACAACUUCCAAUCUUGAAUUUGGUAGUGCAUUUACCUGUGUAAUCAGAAGGCAGGCUGAUGGCUGCCCCGAAUUGAUCAUGUUUGAAGAUAUUCCACCCAACACAGUUAACAUGGCUCUGCAAAUUCCACAGUAUUUUCUCCUCACCUGCGGCGAAGUGGUUUUCUCUAUCACGGGACUGGAGUUCUCAUAUUCUCAGGCUCCUUCAAACAUGAAGUCGGUGCUGCAAGCGGGGUGGCUGUUGACAGUGGCUGUUGGCAACAUCAUUGUGCUCAUCGUGGCAGGAGCAGGCCGGUUCAGUGAACAGUGGGCCGAGUACAUUCUGUUUGCGGCUUUGCUCCUGGUUGUCUGCGUAAUAUUUGCCAUCAUGGCUCAAUUCUAUACGUACAUCAACCCGGCAGAGAUUGAAGCUCAGUUUGAUACCGAUGAGAAGAAAAAGAAGCCAGAAAUGUUGGAUCCUGUUUCACAGACACAGAUGUGAAUGUCAAGAAGCACGUGGAGAGUGGAUGGGCCCAGAUCAUGCCCAGCUUUCUGCCCGGUGGUGGGUGGCAGGACAGUCUGUCGGCUGCAAUCUGGUGAGGAAACUUUUAAAUUGUGACCCAAGAAAGCUAUUUUCUAAGCAGCCAGUGGUGGACCUAAAACUCUGGAAGAAGUCCUUUUUUUUUUUUUUUUUUUAAGAGAAGUCUUAUUUAAUGCACACACACACUUUUUCAACACUGAGUCCUUACCCUGUGUUUAACUCCCUUCCUAACACACAAAUGAAGUUAUUUUGGACUAACUUAAUUUUUUGAAAGGGUGGAAAAGUUCUAUAUUUGCAUCCUAACACUCCAUGAAAACAAUGCUAAAUGGAGGCUGGGGGCAAUGUGAAAAGUGAAUUUUUAGGCUUCAGAAUGGUAUGUAAUGAGCUCCAGCUAGUCUUAACUGAGAACUUUUGUUUAUUGUUUUGUUUUUCCAGUCCCUACCUCUUUUAAAUUAUGUGUGACUCAAAAGACCACUCAGGUAAAGGCCAGUAAUGAUUUCUGGAGUUUCAAUUAUGUGAAAUAAAUUCCUGUUCUUAAAAGUAA
Manis pentadactyla (Chinese pangolin) is the source of this 3618-nucleotide messenger RNA. It is a transcript of the gene SLC15A1, whose product is annotated as solute carrier family 15 member 1. Bases 1299 to 3035 code for a protein of 578 amino acids. The transcript is spliced from 19 exons. The record is from RefSeq and is a predicted model, not a curated record. Gene Ontology annotation, biological process: oligopeptide transport; transmembrane transport. Lineage: Eukaryota; Metazoa; Chordata; Mammalia; Pholidota; Manidae. Gene Ontology annotation, molecular function: dipeptide transmembrane transporter activity. Gene Ontology annotation, cellular component: membrane.